Arthroderma uncinatum is the source of this 4584-nucleotide messenger RNA. Its product is annotated as sulfite reductase beta subunit. The transcript has 4 exons. Gene Ontology annotation, molecular function: heme binding; iron-sulfur cluster binding; sulfite reductase (ferredoxin) activity. Lineage: Eukaryota; Fungi; Ascomycota; Eurotiomycetes; Onygenales; Arthrodermataceae. Gene Ontology annotation, cellular component: sulfite reductase complex (NADPH). The record is from RefSeq and is a predicted model, not a curated record. Gene Ontology annotation, biological process: sulfate assimilation. The coding region runs from base 1 to 4584 and encodes 1527 amino acids.
AUGGGGAGUUUAUCAACAGCUGGAGAAGCUGUUGCAAGGGUGGCAUAUCUCUCCAGUGGCGUUGUGCUAUCUGUACAGCCUACUCUGGAAAGAGACUCCAUCUUCUCAAAGGCAUUAAACAGCUUGUCUUCUGAGCAAGUGAAGGGAGCUGUCUCUGGAAACGUUCCAGAGAUUCGUCCAGUACGACACAAUGAAGAUCCCCUUUUAUCGGCCUACCACCCUCUCCAGAAUGGCCAGAGGGUCUCCGUAACGACUAGUUCAGCGAUUCUACUUUCCUCGAUACCCCAUCUUUACAGGCUCGCGAACUACCCGAUCGUCAUCCACGUACAUCUAGAGCCGGCCGAGUUCGCCGAUUUCUCAGUGAUAAGCUCCAUUCGCCAGUGUGGGUUCUCCUUCCUGCAUUCGGAGACCAUACAAGAGGCUCAGGACAUUGCGAUCACUGCACAUGCCUUGGCCCUGAGGUCCGGGAAAGGAGUGAUUCAUUUCUUCGAUCUGAGUAAUUCAGAGAAGAACGAACCUGUUGCAGCAGAAGAUGCAGCACUGGUGAAAGAUAUCCUUGAGCUUGGCGGACCUACAGCUAGCCAUUCCCCCGAAGGCACUUCUCAGACCUUGUAUGCUGAUUCCGGACGGACUGCGACUGUCUCUGACCAAGGGUUCGGAGGCCCGGUGAUCGCCCAGGCUUCCGAACUCUCAAUUCUAUCGCCAAAAUCUGCUGUUCAUAGCGUUGAUCCAUCUUCCGUUGGCUCGUCGCGGAGGGGGAGCAUCCUGGAGAGCCAUGUCCCCAGCUCCUCGGCUACAACAGUUGAGACGGUCACCGCUCGUCCAGUCGAUGCAUCAGACAUAUUCCAAAUAACUAAUAACAUCUGGGAAGCCCUAUCGAGCCGUGUUGGUCGACAGUAUCAUGCCAUUGAAUAUUCUGGCCCAGCGAACGGGAAGCUUGCCUUGUUCGUAUUUGGCUCAACAGGCGUGUUCCUGGAUACCUUAAACGACCCAAGCCAUAGGGAAGAAUUUAAAGAUGUUGGAGUUAUCACUGCCCGGCUUUACAGGCCGUGGGUAGGGAACCAGAUCCUCAGGGCCAUCCCUGACUCCAUCGAGCGCAUAGCCAUAUUAGAACAGGUCCGAAAAACCACAAGAUGGGGUCCAUCGUUCCUUGAUUUCCUGUCAAGCUUGUCACAGCCACCAACUGGUGCCAGAGCAGCGCCAACUUUAGUCGGUUACAGGCUUGGAUUCGUAGAGCCCUCAACCUCCCUUCAAGCUCUUAAGGGAGUCAUCCAAAAUCUAGCGCUGAAUCCACCCAUUCAAAACCUUGAAAUUGGCGGCCAGAAGAGUCUGUCACAGUCAAUCCAGCCUGAACAACCAGAUAACGAGAAUGCAUACACCAAGAUUCUAACACAGUCAUUCAAUGACCGCUUGUAUGUUGCGAACCAGCUUGGAUCGCAGGAUGCGGGUAUCUCCGCUACCAUCUCUGCAACCCCAGAAUAUGGAUUUGGAUCUCUUAUCGCGAGAAAGGAACGCCGCAGCCGUCUCAAGCAGGAAGUUGAGGAAGCAGUUCGUGCCAAUGGCUUUGCCAACGAGACAUCCAAACAGCUGCUGUCGAAAUGGGCUCUGAACGCAUCAAACCCUGUCAAGUCCAACCAGAUUGCUCCUGAUCUCAUUUCUAGCCUUACAGCUGAUAGCUCUAGCCCGGCCGAACAGCUACUCCGAUCGAAAGAGUUGUUUUUCAAGGAGUCUCAAUGGUUAAUUGGUUCUGACGCAUGGGCGUAUGAUCUUGGAAACUCAGGAGUUCACCAUGUUCUCGCUUCCAAUGAGAAUGUCAAUAUGUUAAUUAUCGAUUCUCAACCAUACUCACAGCGUACCGCAGCCGAUCCAACGCGGCGUAAGAAGGAUAUCGGACUCUAUGCGAUGAAUUUCGGUAAUGCAUACGUUGCAUCCGUCGCCGUGUAUAGCUCCUAUACCCAGGUGUUGCAGGCUAUCGCGGAAGCAGAGCAAUUUGACGGCCCCUCCGUCGUUGUUGCUUAUCUCCCGUAUCAUAAGGAGAGCGACUCUGCACUCACCGUCCUUCAAGAGACCAAGAAAGCCGUUGAAGCUGGGUACUGGCCACUCUACCGAUGGAAUCCAGAAAAUGCCGAAAAGGGGGAGCCUAACUUCUCGCUCGAUUCAGAGAGAAUCAAGAGAGAGCUCGAGGAAUUCCUGCGCAGAGAUAACCAGCUCACUCAGCUGAUGAACCGCCAGCCUCAAUUUUCAGCCAGCUUGUCUGAGUCGUAUGGUACUGAAGUUCGGGCUCUACAGAAAAGAGCAGCGAAAGAUUCCUAUGCCGAGCUCUUAGAAGGGUUGUUCGGUGCCCCGUUAACGAUUUUGUUUGCCUCUGAUAAUGGAAAUGGCGAGAAUCUGGCCAAGAGGCUGGCUAACCGCGGUAAAGCUCGCGGCCUCAAGACCAUGGUGAUGGCUAUGGAUGAUUAUCCCGUCGAAGAUCUGUCGACCGAAGAGAAUAUCGUUCUGAUUACUAGUACAGCAGGUCAGGGAGAACUCCCACAGAAUGGACGCGGUUUCUGGGAAACUGUUAAGAACUCGGGUGACCUUGACUUGAGCUCGAUCAAGUAUUCCGUUUUUGGACUCGGUGAUAGCCAUUACUGGCCUCGAAAGGAAGACAAGCUGUACUACAACAAGCCAGCUAAAGAUUUGGAUGCGCGUAUUUCUUUCCUCGGUGGUAAGAAAUUGGCAGAUAUAGGUUUAGGCGAUGACCAGGACCCAGACGGUUUCCAGACUGGAUAUCAAGAAUGGGAGCCAAAGCUGUGGCAAGCGCUGGGAGUGGAUAAAGUCGAAGGUCUGCCUGAAGAACCAGCACCGCUGACCAACGAAGAUAUCAAAAUCCAGUCCAACUACCUGCGUGGAACUAUCGCCGAGGGACUCCUUGACGAGUCUACGGGUGCCCUUGUUGAAAGCGACUUGCAACUAACCAAGUUCCACGGUACCUAUAUGCAAGAUGAUCGAGACUUGAGGGAAGAGCGAAAGGCCCAAGGUCUUGAACCAAAGUACAGCUUCAUGAUCCGCUGCCGUCUCCCCAGUGGUGUAGCAACACCAUUGCAAUGGCUGCAGAUGGACGAGAUCAGUAGCGCUCAAGGUAACGAGACUAUGAAGCUCACGACAAGACAAACGUUCCAGUUCCAUGGUGUUGUGAAAGGUAAGCUUAGGGCUGCUAUGCAGGCAAUUAACCGAGCUUUGAUGACCACCAUCGCUGCCUGUGGAGACGUGAACAGAAAUGUUAUGUGCAGCAGUCUUCCUGAGUUGUCGUCAUACCAUCGUGAAGUCCACGCCGUUUCUAAACUCAUCAGCGACCAUCUUCUUCCAGCAACUACCGCCUAUCAUGAGAUUUGGCUCAAGGAUGAGAACGAUAAGAAGGUACAGGUUGCUGGAGACGCUGUUGUUGAUCAUGAGCCAUUAUAUGGUCCAACCUACCUGCCCCGAAAAUUCAAGAUCACUAUUGCCAUUCCACCCCAUAACGACACGGAUGUGUACGCUCAUGACAUUGGCCUCAUCGCUAUCAAGGGCGCAGAUGGCCAUUUGGAGGGUUUCAAUGUCCUCGCUGGUGGCGGUAUGGGUGUCACACACAACAACAAAAAGACAUACCCUCGAACAGGCAGCAUGUUAGGCUAUGUUCCCGCAAGUAAAGCCCACAUUGUUUGCGAGAAGAUCAUGCUCGUACAGCGUGAUAACGGUGACAGGAAGAACCGCAAACAUGCUCGUCUAAAGUACACAAUAGAUGACAUGGGUGUGGAGGUUUUCAAGGGAAAAGUAGAAGACAUUCUUCCCGACGGACUUCGAUUUGCAGAGCCUCGUCCAUUCAAGUUCCAGUCCAACGUCGAUACAUUCGGUUGGAUCAAGGACGAAAAGGGCCUCAACCAUUUCACAUGCUUUAUCGAAAACGGCAGAAUCGAAGACACCUCUGACUUCCUUAUGAGAACUGGAUUGUGCGAGAUUGCCAAGUUGAACAAGGGAGAAUUCCGCCUGACCGGAAACCAGCACGUUAUUAUCUCCAAUAUCGAAGACGCUGAUCUCCCCGAGAUCAAGGCACUGAUGGCUAAAUACAAGCUUGACAACACUUCAUUCAGUGGACUUCGACUCUCAUCUUCGGCUUGUGUUGCCUUCCCGACUUGUGGUCUUGCGAUGGCCGAGUCAGAACGAUAUCUGCCCGUCCUCAUAACGAAGGUUGAAUCAUAUCUUGAAGAGAACGGUCUAUCAAGAGAGAGCAUCGUUAUGCGAAUGACAGGUUGCCCCAACGGAUGUGCCAGGCCCUGGCUUGCGGAAGUUGCCUUUGUAGGUAAGGCAUAUGGAGCAUAUAACAUGUAUCUUGGUGGAGGGUACCAUGGUCAACGACUGAACAAGUUAUACCGCUCUUCCAUCAAGGAAGAUGAGAUCCUUGAGAUCAUGAAGACUCUGCUGAAGAGAUAUGCUCUUGAGAGAAACACGGACGGAGAGCAGCCCGAGAGAUUCGGUGAUUGGUGUAUUCGUGCCGGUGUGAUCAAAGAGACCACCGAAGGGAAGACAUUCCACGAAGGGGUUGCCGAAGAAGAUGGCGAGGAGUGA